ACCAGUCCGCAGGUUGCGCCACAAUCGCAUUACACCGGAAAAUCACCCAAAACAUUGUUUUAUAAAGUGGAUCAGUUGGCGUGUUGGCUACUGGUAAAAAAGUGUUUUAAUGACUUUAAAUAAUUUACAAGUACAAGCAGCUAAUCAAUGAGAAGUGAACGCCACGUCGACGCAGUUUCGAUUAGAUUUAUUCGGCGGCGAUAUGAAGACAUCGCCCCUCUACUAUUUACUGAACUGAAGAACAGAAGCGACACACAGAGACAGCAUCAGACAACACAUGGAUAUCUGUCUUACGGAAAAUCACAUGAAUACAGUAAUUUUGGUAAUCAGUCUGUACUUGUGAGACAGAAUUGGACAGCGCAGCACCAAAACCACCCAAGUGCAGGAGUACAUAAUUCAUCAGCAGUGUGCAAUAUUAUCUAGAAUGCAACGAGGUAACAGAGAGAUAUAUUUGACCUCAGUAAAAGUGCAUUGUUCAGGUUAACUAGUACCAUGGAAUUGCAUCCAAUCAUUGAUGACACUACAUCAGAAUUAUGUAAAGGGAUAUGUUAUGUUGUGAGUGGGCAUGCGAAACAACCAUCGUUCCGCGUUGGGCACAGCUGUACACAAUUGGCAAGCGUGAAUGCUGAGCCAGGAAAGGUGUAUGUCAUUGCUGGCGCAAAUCCCUCAGAGUUAUUCAAUGACGUACACACACUCGAUCCAAAGUCGCUUCAAUGGGAAAGGGUGGUUAGCAGCAACGAAGACACAUUUCUUGCACGCUAUGAACAUGCAGCCUUUUCACCAGCUUGCGACCCCUGCAAAAUCUACGUAUUUGGUGGUGCAAACAAGGAGGGAAACUUCAACGAUGUUCAGAGGUUUGACACGACAACAUCCAAGUGGGAGACGGUGAAAGUCAGUGGAACAGCACCACACGCGAGAACCUGUCGCUCUACGGCAAACAUUGGCAAUAAGCUGUACAUAUACAGUGGCGGCAUGAGUGGGCCUGAUCCCAUAUCUGACACGCAAGUGCAUAGCUUUGAUGCAGAGACCUGUAGCUGGACAGGUUUGACGUUGACCGGCGAGCCACCAGAGCCACGUCAUGGACAUAUCAUGUGUGCUAGUGGCAACCGUGUGUUCAUCCACGGUGGAAUGGGAGGUGUAACUUUUUAUAAUGACCUUCACGUCUUGGAUUUGGAUCUCCUGGCUUGGACAAAGGUUAAGGCAGGCAAACAUCAACCAGGCCCAAGAGCAGGUCACCAGGCCGCUGUCUAUGGAAAGAAGAUCUACGUGUUUGGAGGGAUGUGUUGCUCAUGUCAGGCUCUAGAUGACUUGUACAUCCUUGACACAGAUGUGAUGCAGUGGACUAAAGUUGAAUUAAACGGCCCACCACCUGCACCCAGGCUGGAUUUCACCAUGGCCAUUGUAAUGCUAAAACUUGGUGAAACCCCAUCUGUGCCAUCUCUAGAUGUACAUACUGAUAAUGCUCAAGCAGUCUCAAGUAGUUUCCAAGAGCUGAAUCUAGAAGAGGGACAGGCAUUCACAGCUGAGCUGCCUCUAAAGUCUGAGAUGGUCCCAUCGAACACCACAGCACUGGAGAUAGCGACUAAAUUGCCAAGUACAAACACAGAGGCAGCAGUCGUUUCCCCUUCUCCUGUAUCAGGACAUGGAACCAGUGUACAUGUCUGUAUGAUAUUUGGAGGUAUGGACGCCGAAGGAGAAAUAUUUGAUGACUGUCUCGUUAUGAUGCUGUAAACCUUGAUGUCGUUAUGCACUUAUUUUACCGUUUCAGCAUUAAUACAUGUUCUUCAAUAUUUGUUUUUGUGUGCGUGUGCAAAGGUGCAUACUGAAUUUCUGGAAAAAUAAACAUUACACGUUGUACAUUUUGUCA
Messenger RNA from Priapulus caudatus, 1867 nucleotides. RefSeq names its product rab9 effector protein with kelch motifs-like. Gene Ontology annotation, molecular function: protein binding. The coding region runs from base 493 to 1731 and encodes 412 amino acids. The transcript is spliced from 4 exons. The record is from RefSeq and is a predicted model, not a curated record. Lineage: Eukaryota; Metazoa; Priapulida; Priapulimorpha; Priapulimorphida; Priapulidae.